This is a messenger RNA of Colletotrichum phormii, 788 nucleotides long. RefSeq lists its product as uncharacterized. Gene Ontology annotation, biological process: regulation of DNA-templated transcription. The coding region runs from base 108 to 680 and encodes 190 amino acids. Lineage: Eukaryota; Fungi; Ascomycota; Sordariomycetes; Glomerellales; Glomerellaceae. Gene Ontology annotation, molecular function: zinc ion binding; DNA-binding transcription factor activity, RNA polymerase II-specific. The record is from RefSeq and is a predicted model, not a curated record. The transcript is spliced from 4 exons.
CAUCGAGCAACGGAGUGCAUCUGUAACUUCAACAUACCGUCGAAUUCUUUCUAUUUGCAGGGGAUCGCAUAUCAACAAGUAAUACUUCAUCAUCAAGGCCGAUUGCGAUGAGCUCAGGUAGCGAUCCAGUGCAAAGCACCCCGCUGGCCCGUUUCGCGUGCGAUUAUUGCCGACAGAAGAAGUUCAGAUGCUCUAGGGAGCUGCCAAAAUGCAGUGCCUGCGUUCCAUGGCCUGGACCUUGCAAUUAUUCUCGCGACCGUCUAAAGUCAGUACCGACUCAUAGUCAGCCCAGUUCAGUGCCAGUCCAAGGGCAGCCACCAACUCAGGGCCAUGAAUCGACGCCACAGCUCGCAAGUACACGAGAGGACUCCACGGUGGGAUCUCGACUUUGCAGCAUAGAACGCACACUUGACCGCUUGACCGCGUUAGUAGAAAAUGCUGUUGUGCAGGGCUCAUCCGAGAAGGAGCCGAGAAACGAUGCUCAGGUUCCUUCUCGAGCGCAUCAGUCUGGCAGUAAAAACGAUGAUCGGGCCCCCAGGUUAUUUGUUGGCGCCUCUCAUUCUUUCUCUUUCGUGAGAGAGGCUACUGAAAAAUUCGGACGACAUCUGGAAAUCCUAGUCGUUCGUCUCAGCAAGAGACGGACGCUCAGUCUGGGCUCCAGUUUCUAUCGACGUCCCUAACUACCGCAGCAGUCGAGCCCGUGCAUAACACGCAUGCGGCAGGAUUCUAUAUACCUUCCAGAGCAACAGACUACAAGCUUAUUGGAACCUUUCUGGAACACGCGCCAA